Molecule: messenger RNA, 890 nt
Organism: Desarmillaria tabescens
Lineage: Eukaryota; Fungi; Basidiomycota; Agaricomycetes; Agaricales; Physalacriaceae
Exons: 3
Coding region: 28-675 (215 amino acids)
Source: RefSeq, a predicted model, not a curated record
UGUCAUGAAGUGCCAUCACGUUUCCCAAUGAACACUUCUACACCGUUCCAAGAUGCACAAAGUACUUCUCCUGCAGAUUCAUCAGAAGUUCACGCCGUCGCAAACGAGAGUAGCCGGGGAUCUGUCUCCUCUUUAGUCGGCCGCUUCGCUGUAUUGACCGCCUUCAUCGUUCCGAUAACGUUCAUACCAUAUCUAUUGACGAGGGGUCAUGUAUCGUCUUUGCGUAGGCAGAUCCUGGAAUUGGAGAAAAGUAAUCGUGUGAUGCGGCGAGAGCUCUCUUUGGAGAGCUCUCUACAUAGCGAGGAGCAUAAACGUCUCAGGGGCCUCGUUCAGGGCAUUAGAGAGGAACUUGGAGUACUACAGGCUACCUCACAGGAGAGGGAUGCUAGGUACGGCGAAGAGAGCGAAGGGGUUCGGAGUGAGCUACAGAGUCUGUUAGAGGCAGUUCGAGAUUCGCGGAGCACCCAAAGUGCAACGUCCAAAGCGCUCGGAACUUCACUCGCAGACGUCGCAGCAUUCAUGCAAGAGCUGGAGCUCGUCAUGGGUCUUCAGGGUACCGUUAAUGGGGGGCAUUUACAUGAAGAAAGAGUGGAUAGAUUGCGUCAACUUGCGUUCCGGCUGUCUGCCCAACGUACUGGAGCUGGAUCAGAAGAGGCGGUACGCGAGUCAGAUUGACAAUCGACGUUCUUCGAUGUUUCCUUGCUACUAAUGUAUCAGAUGGAUGGGUUUCAGUGUAUCCUACCUAGCCCAAGGUUGAAACAAAUGUACAAAUGUAUAGCAACCGAAAUGUAUGUUAGCAGUUUUCGGGCCCGACUGUUGGCGACGGAGUUUACAGUUUUCUCAAGCGCUGACGUCGAGCAAGCGCCGGUUGCUUCCGCACUAUUUUGACC